Messenger RNA from Trichoplusia ni (cabbage looper), 703 nucleotides. RefSeq lists its product as uncharacterized. The transcript has 2 exons. Lineage: Eukaryota; Metazoa; Arthropoda; Insecta; Lepidoptera; Noctuidae. The coding region runs from base 1 to 681 and encodes 226 amino acids. The record is from RefSeq and is a predicted model, not a curated record.
AUGAUCAGAUCAGAUCAAUAUUCCGUAACACUUGUUCUACCAAGGCCCGUUGACCUCUACGUUGCAUUAAAUAACUUGAUUAAAAUUAUUAAUUUGUUUUCAGAAUCUACACCCAAUGGAGAAUCAAUCGUAGCCAUAUCGUCUUCGGAUCCAAAUGUAGAGAAGUAUUUUAGUCAACAAUUUGCUACGCGAUCUGGAUUCACCCAAUUACAUGAUGAUGAACAGAAUCGGGCAUACGGUCACGCUGGUGUACCUCAAGGCGCUGUGCAUUCCACCGUCAGUAUAGCAGGUCCUAGUAAAGCAGUAGCCAGUGCUGGCAGGAGUAUCGCCUCAGCAUCCAGCGGACCCUUCCUACCACUAUUCAACUUCCCAAUACUCCCAGAAGGCUUUGGAUUCAACAAUUUUGACGUCAAAGAUUGGGUCCGAAAUGUAGAGAGCUUUUACAACCCGAACUUCCCCGGCAAUGCUCAUGUGAACACUGCUACAGCAAUCAAUGAUAAUGGACAUGUUUAUGGAAAUGUUAAUGCUGUAACUUUUGAUAAUAGAGCGAAACCUAAAGAUAGCUAUGGAAACACAGCUACGAGCAUUGGUUUUGAUAACCGAGCAAAAACCCCUGAAACGGCAAUUUACAAUGGCAACAAAAAUGUGCCUGUAAAUAACCAAAAACGUAGCAACUUUUGAUAACAUCGCAAAAUAAAGGAAA